This is a messenger RNA of Xiphophorus couchianus (Monterrey platyfish), 2596 nucleotides long. It is a transcript of the gene ubox5, whose product is annotated as U-box domain containing 5. Gene Ontology annotation, cellular component: nucleus. The transcript has 7 exons. Lineage: Eukaryota; Metazoa; Chordata; Actinopteri; Cyprinodontiformes; Poeciliidae. Bases 565 to 2526 code for a protein of 653 amino acids. Gene Ontology annotation, biological process: protein polyubiquitination. The record is from RefSeq and is a predicted model, not a curated record. Gene Ontology annotation, molecular function: ubiquitin protein ligase binding; ubiquitin-ubiquitin ligase activity.
GAUCCAUGAACACUGUCGUAGUUUGUGUAGCAUUUUUCUACUGUAAUCACUAAAAAUAAUAUAAAACAUCCUUUAGUGUCACACGGUGUUGAAAUUUAGGUGUACAAGAAAACAAGUUAAAUGUAAAUGAAAGCGUGUAAACUAAGGUAAAAAUAAGAAUGAGGAACUGUACUCUCAUGCGUUUCUGUGUCGUCUUGGUCAGCAGUCUGAAUCAGAGCUGUUAUAAGAAAUGCACUAGAAAUUUGAUGUUUUACAAAUAUUCCAGCGUCUGAAAACUUCUCAGCAGUCAUGUCACGGAAGCUAAAGGAGUAAGUGCCACCAUUAAACCACAAGAGGCAAGCUAUUAUACUCUUACACAGAGAAAUUGUUUUGAUCCCUCUUUGUUCAUAUUUAUCUAUGAAAAACCUUUUUAAAAAGCUUCAGAAAGCCACAGAGUUCUCGCAUGAUGAGGAUGCACAUCCUCCCAGAUAAAUAAAUAAAUAUCAUUUACCUUAAUUUCUGGUUAAUACAUAGAUACUUCAAUUUCUGGUGGUAUUAAAUUGAGCAUUUUUUGCUUAUGGAAUAAUGUUGGCUGCAAAGACUAACCUAAGACUAACCUUUGCUACAGCUGCAAACCUUACGGUGAAAACAGGAGAGUUGCAGAAUAUGGUGGUGAACCUCUGUCUGCCACACUUUUCAACAACGGCUCAUUGCAACAAGCUCUGUGCAGAUGGCUAUGAUGUUACAAACAUUGUGUCAGCAGACCCUUCACUACGGAAACAAGGCUUCAAGUUGGAAUACUUCUUACGUCCACCCUUGCAUGUGACAUUGAAGUUUGGCUUCCCGGUGGAGCUCAGCCGGGUGGAUGUGGAGCUGUGGCCCUGGGGAAUGGACCGGGGCCAAGCCUGCAAAAGACUGGAGAUCAGCACAAGUUCAGAUAUCAGUGCUCUGUCAUGUCCUGGGCAGAUUCAUCGACAGGAGCAGAGUAAAAACCAGGCAAAAGACCAGACCAUAAAGAUCAGGCAGAAGCAUCAACCUGUUUCUAGUCGGUCUCAGCAGAGUAAUGGCAAUCAGUGGAGUAUUCAGGCCCAACAGUGGGAGGAAAAAGCUCAAGAUGGGCCUCCACAAACAGACUUCCAAUCUCAGUCGAGCUCUGAAUCAGAGUUCAAGCAGGUCGCUCGUUGUGAACUCACAGAAGAAACCCAAGUUUCAUUCAGUCAUUCAAACUUUCGUCCCCGAGCUCCGUUCCUCUCUGCUCCUCCUCCACCGCCGGCAAGCAGUCAGCAGGUGAAGCUGUGGAGCCGGGGGCUGCACUCGCUGAGCGCCGUGACGCAGCUUCGUGUCACUGUGCCAUGCGGCGGCGCUGCGUCUUCUCUGGGUCUGAAGGCUUUGGCUGUGUGGGGCCAACCUGCUCGCUGCUGCCCGGCUGAGGAAGUGGAGAGGAUUCAAAGAAUCCAGGAGUCAAAUGAAAGGCGGGUGGAGCGCCCUGUUUUUUUUUCUCCUCCUGUCGGCCAAACAACACACACCCUCCAGAACAGCCUAAGUUUUUCCAUCCCAGAAGAAUUCCUGGAUCCUCUAACGCAGGAAGUAAUGGCGCUCCCUAUGCUGCUUCCCAGUGGAAUGUCAGUGGACGCCUCCACUCUGGAGGAGUACCAGAAGAGGGAAGCCACUUGGGGUCGACCGCCAAACGACCCCUUCACCGGCGUCCCCUUCACCUCCACCUGCCAACCCCUCCCCAACCCCCAGCUCAAAAGCCGCAUUGACCACUUCCUGUUGCAGAAAGGGAUGGUGAGGAGGGACGGGACGCUGGGAGGACAAGACCAGGGACAGAAUCCACAAGCAUCAAGACUCGUAACCUCCUGUGUUCAGGGUCGUUCUCAGACUUCUCCAAGUUUUACUAAGACCUCAAUAAACAGUAACUCUACCCAUUCCACAGAUAAAAACACAGAUACAAGCCAAACCUCUGCUCACACGGCAGUGGAUAAUGAAUCGGGACCAUCAUCAAAUAACAGGAUUGAUAUAUCUAAUAUCAAGCCACUUUCUACAGAUAGUAAAUCAGAGAUGAACAGAAGAAAAAAACGUGAGAUUUCAGUAGAAGCUUCAACACCUGGAAAGCAACUGCCUUCUGAAAGCAAAAAAAUAAGAAAUAAUUCAGGUUUAGAGCUUAGCUCCAGUUCCCACGAGCAGCUGCUCUCAGCCAGCCUGGACGAGGCCCUGCUCUCUGCCUUGCAGGGACGUCCCUCCUUUACUUCAAACUUGCUCCACCAAGCAGAAAGUACAUCUCAGUCGACUGUGUGCCAAAGUUCAGGCUUUGCGAGCUCAUCCACAGAUGGGAAGGUGUGCUCUGACUGUUCCCGUUCAGUCUCAGUUUACUCAACAUCAUCAUCAUCAUCGAUCUACCGGCUGGGAUGCGGCCACUUGCUGUGUCGUGCCUGUGUGCAGAAAGACUCAAAAUCACCAAACUCGACCAAUAAAUCCGGCUGUAUUUUCUGUCCAACCUGCCUGAGUCGUACUCCACACAAUAACAUUUUACGUGUACAUUACUGACAGCAAAAGAUUUAUUGGCGUCAGUUAAUUUUUUUCUAAUUUAAUAAAUGAAUAAAUAUAUUUGUUGUGA